Molecule: messenger RNA, 909 nt
Organism: Lutra lutra (Eurasian river otter)
Lineage: Eukaryota; Metazoa; Chordata; Mammalia; Carnivora; Mustelidae
Gene: AKIRIN1
Product: akirin 1
Exons: 5
Coding region: 135-713 (192 amino acids)
Biological process (GO): positive regulation of transcription by RNA polymerase II; myoblast migration involved in skeletal muscle regeneration; positive regulation of macrophage chemotaxis
Cellular component (GO): chromatin; nucleus
Molecular function (GO): transcription coregulator activity
Source: RefSeq, a predicted model, not a curated record
AGGCGGGGCCAGCGUCGCUGCCGGCUGCUGGAGGCGCCAUUGGAGCCGGCUUGGCUUGCGAGCUCCGCUGAGGAGCCGGAGGUUGGGCCGCAGUUGCCUCCGCGUCCGCUCUUGGUUCCUGGCCCGUCAGCGGCAUGGCGUGCGGGGCGACGUUGAAGCGGCCCAUGGAGUUCGAGGCGGCGCUGCUGAGUCCUGGUUCCCCGAAGCGGCGGCGCUGCGCCCCUCUGCCUGGCCCCACUCCGGGCCUCAGGCCCCCGGACGCUGAGCCGCCGCCGCUUCUCCAGACGCAGACCCCACCGCUGACUCUGCAGCAGCCCGCCCCACCCGGCAGCGAGCGGCGCCUUCCAACACCGGAACAAAUUUUUCAGAACAUAAAACAAGAAUAUAGUCGUUAUCAGAGGUGGAGACAUUUAGAAGUAGUUCUUAACCAGAGUGAAGCUUGUACUUCAGAAAGUCAGCCUCAUUCCUCAGCACUCACGGCACCUAGUUCUCCAGGUUCCUCCUGGAUGAAGAAGGACCAGCCCACCUUUACCCUCCGACAAGUUGGAAUAAUAUGUGAGCGUCUCUUAAAAGACUAUGAAGAUAAAAUUCGGGAGGAGUAUGAGCAAAUCCUCAAUACCAAACUAGCAGAACAAUAUGAAUCUUUUGUGAAAUUCACACAUGAUCAGAUUAUGCGACGAUAUGGGACAAGGCCAACAAGCUAUGUGUCCUGAAGCUUUCUUGCAUAUCUGGUACCAGGUUUGACCUCAAGAGAUGGCUGCUGUACACUUUUUGCAACUGGUUUGAUAUCACAUUUCAGCUCCAACUUUGCAUCCUGAGAACACUUAAACGUUUCUGCAGGUCCAUUUUAUACAACUUGAAAGACCUUAAAACUUUCUGGUUGCCACAAGCAUAUCUUUCUUUUCUGCU